AUGUUCCACUUGAACCCAAAUUGGACUGUUUUCGAGAAAUACACUCAUUUGCAAAUUAAUUUGGUUUUCACCGUUCUAUAUAUUUUCAUAAAGGAAACUACUCACAAGGUUGCUGAAAACUCUUCGACAGCACACCACCGGUUUCGCCCUACCUGGGGCUCAUCAGGUAGGCGCAGUCCCCGAGUUUCCGUCAACCUUAUGUUCUACUGGAAUCCAAAUUGGACUAUUUUCGAGAAAUACACUCAUUUGCAAAUCAGUUUGGUUUUCACGGGAGACUCAGUUGAAUCUCUCUUUUGUGAUGUCCUCCAGCUGAAUGUGCUGCUGAAUGCGGGCUGUCGAAAAGUUUUCAGCAACCCUGUAACUGAAUGUACUGCACCAGGUCGCCUCAUGUUUCAGUCGCUACGGUAUUCGCGAUGCAUGUAUAUGCGUAAUGCACUACUCAUGAGGUUGCUGAAAAUUCAUGGACAGACCACGACCGGUUUCGCCCUUGUUGUAGCUCAUCAAGUAACUGAAUGUGCUGCACCAGGUCGCCUCAUGUUUCAGUCGCUACGGUAUUCGCGAUGCAUGUAUAUGCGUAAUGCACUACUCAUGAGGACUGGUAGUUGCCGCUGUGAUGGGAAUUCGUGUUCCCAUAUCCGACGUCAUGCAGAGAAAAAAAGCACAGAGGAGAAACACUCGAAUAUGGUGAGAAUCAGUGGGAGCAAAGCGAAUACUGUUCCAGGCAACCCCUUUCUGGCUGAGCACAAGGAGAAGAACACGCAGUUGUUUUUGGAUGAACUGACCAAAGUCAUCCCGUCCUUUGGUAUGCACUUUGCACCCACAAAGUGUAAGGGAAAGGUACUGGAAGUUGUUGAGCGUUUUACGCAUCUUGGAAGUUGUAUUAGUUCUGAUUGCCGUGUGACAGUUGAGGUCAGUGCAUCAAUCUGCAAGGCUUGGGUCAAGUUUGCUAAUUUGAGACACCUAUGGUGUCAAAGUGGUUUAUCACUGAAUCUCAAGGGACCUUUGUAUGGCUGUGAGACUUGGCCUAUUCGAGCAGCUGAACUGAGACGUCUUUUGGUGUUCGACAAUCGUUGUCUCAGAACCAUAGCUCGUGUGGGUUGGUGUCGGCGAAUCCAUAACGAGGCCGUUAGAAAGCGUAUUUUCGGUUGUGUAACGGGUACUCCCAUUGAAGCACAAUUGUCCAGCACCAGAAACUGCGUUGGUUGGGACAUGUGUUACAGAGUGCUGUUUUCCAUGCCCAAUUCGGAGUGGCGUAAACAGAGAGGUGGCCAACCUUUGACUUGGCAGGGGAGUAUGAAGGAGAUCGCGGAAUGCUUGGGUGCUGUCGGUGCUACUCGCCUUCCAGGAUGGGGACCGCGUGAUCCUCAUUGUGCCUAG
This is a messenger RNA of Opisthorchis viverrini, 1377 nucleotides long. RefSeq lists its product as hypothetical. The coding region runs from base 1 to 1377 and encodes 458 amino acids. Lineage: Eukaryota; Metazoa; Platyhelminthes; Trematoda; Opisthorchiida; Opisthorchiidae. The record is from RefSeq and is a predicted model, not a curated record. The transcript is spliced from 9 exons.